UAGUUUGCACAAAAGAUUGUGUAGAGAAACGAGAAAUAUUGUUUACAAUUUGAGUGUGUGUUGUGAUAUAUUGGUUUUUCUCUGAUCUGAUACAUCAACCGUGAUAUCCUAACGUUCUCGCUAAGACUUUCCUAUUCUCGCUGACAUAAUACUUGGUGUUCCUUGCAAGUUGCCUGAAUUUUGUAAAGUCUGUUGUUACUUCUUAAUCGUAAUAAUGGCUGAGACACAACGAAUGACCGUGUACGGAAGAUUCGCCCCGUGCGCCAGUUUUAGCAGAUUGGAGGAACGUCGGGCGAAGAGAUUGGCGUUGCGACACGAGAGGAAUCGCAAGCCGGACAAGCCGGACGACUUCGUGUGCUACGAGUCGAGCGACGAUGAGAGCGAGACCGUCAUUGAGGGCAAGCAAUUUCUACGAACGUCUUUCAACUUCGUGGAUUAUGUGCGUGCUCGUGAGACGCAUACUCGCGAAGUGCGUAAGAUCAACCAGGAAUACGGCUCCCGGCACAUAUUGACGCACGAUCUAUUCAAGGAAUAUUCCGUUAGUCUGAAUAACAUGAACAAAGUGUUUUGCUCGCAAUGGUUGAGCGACCGACAAGUGGUGUUCGGCACCAAAUGCAACAAACUCAUGGUCUACGACGUUGCAACGCAGAAGCUCGAUCAGAUACCAUCUCUUCACGGAAGACAGCCCAGUCCGGGCAACAACGUUAUACCCGAGCAACAAUGCGGUAUUCAUUCUGUUCAGAUCAAUCCUUCGAGAACACUUUUAUCUACCGGAGCGAGAAAUAGUAACGAAAUAGCGAUAUACAGAUUACCGACUUUGGAUCCGGUUUGCGUCGGCGAGAGCGGCCACAGGGAUUGGGUGUUUGACAUGUGCUGGUUGGACGAUGAAUUUCUAGUAUCGGGUUCGAGAGAUACGAAAAUGGCACUGUGGCGUAUUGACAGCGAUCUCGCUGAAUCUCCCGACAAAGCGGACGUGCCUACGCAUAGGUUGAUCCAGCCUGUCUGUGUGAAGGAAUGCAAAUCCGCGCAGAAAGUACGGGCGUUAGCAUUCAACAAAGCGUACAAGGAAAUCGCCGCGUUGACACUCAAUAAUUUUAUACAUAUCUGGUCGGCCGAGUCCUUCAAACAGAAAAUAUCUAGAAAGCUGCCGGCUUGUCAGGAGAACGUCUGCAUUGCCGUGCAGGACGAUGGUGUCUACGCGAUCGGCUGCAGAUCGUACACUCUACUUCUGGACGCGCGCACUUUGCAACCAGUCAAAAAAAUACCAUCAAGGUAUAGCGGUUGCGGGAUUAGAUCAGCCAGUUUCCAAGGAUCCGUUUUAACCAUAGGAACUGGACUAGGAAUGCUUAUGUUUUACGACGUUAGAGCUCAAAAAUAUCUAGAAUCUUCUAUAAAUUCCAAUAGAACUGUUGUAUUAAAGGCUUCAAAGGGAUAUGUGUUUCCAGAUGAAGAGUAUAUAGACGGAUUCCAAAACGUAAAGUACACUCCCGCCAUUUACACACACUGUUACGACGCAUCGGGUACCCGUUUGUUUACGGCGGGAGGUCCGUUACCAGCGAAUCUAUACGGCAAUUACGCAGGAUUAUGGCAAUGAAGAUUUAAGCUUAAGCAAAUUAAGACUAGUACGAUGAAUUGAAUGCUUGGUCGUGAGAGAAAUAGAAAUAGAAAUUUGACCAUCAGAUUUGAAAAUAAUCUCAGACUUUAGAAAGUUGCUCUCAAUUCAUUGAGUUUGGCUUGAUUUGAUGACUCUCAAAUAUUUUCUCUCGUGAAACUUUGAUACUCAAAAUUUAGAGAAAUCAUAUCAAAAUUAAUAAACAAGUUUUACAUUUCAGAAAACCAUACACAUGAAAUCUGAGAUAAUAUACAAAAGAAAAAGAUUGAAUUUGAAAGAUUGAAACCAUCAUUGGAAAUUACGUACACGUAACUUUUCCAAGUUUUUGUUUCAACGUAGAUUUUAACUAGGUAAAGAUAAACUACGACAGUGCAAUUAUUUAUGCGCGAGAGACGUCUACGUGUAUGAACAAAGGAAAAACACUUUGUUUUUACAACGGUACUGUUUCUCGCGCAAAAAUCACACAAAUAAGUUGUAAAAGACUUGUUACAUUUCUAUUUCUUUGUACAUCGUUGCAGAAAGUUUAUCACCAAUGUGUGGCCGAAAUACUACGUAUUUGGAGUAACACAAAAGCAGCGAUUUUUCUUUACUCAGAAUAAGUUUAUAUUUUGGCCACGGUAGUAAAUUUCUGUGAGGAUCAGCGUGUGUGUAUGUGUGGACAUUUGAUGUAAUAAUAUAUGUAAUAAUUAUAUAUUAAGUAAUAUAUUUAUGUUGUUACAAGCGAAAUUGUGAUUCGUAAUUUCUGCAUGCAAACGUAAUGUAACGUGUGAGGUAACGCUCGGCAAUAUUUUUUUGUUUUUUUUUUGUUUUUUUUUAUCCGAGUGUAAAACAACGUGUACGUGUUAUUUGUAUGCAUGACGUUACGAUUUUCAGAAUAUAGUUGUAGGAAAAACAAAAAAAAAAAACAAUUGGCAGACACGCGAGUAGCACAAAAAUCUUCUCCGAAUAACUUUUAUCUAAUUGAAUCGAGUGAAACGUGUGUAAUCCUGUAUGCCAGAUCUCUUUUAGGACAGAUUAAAAAAUUGAUAAGCUUGAGCGGAAGUUAGAAAAAAAAAAAAAAAAGACAAUUUUCACUUACUCGUAAGAUGUUACGUUGCGUAGUUGUAAUGAAUAUUACAUGUUAUCACGACGACAGAUGAGCGAAAGAUUAUAGAGAACGGGAUUGUCAACGAAACAUUAAGAAUAGUGAUGAAUAUACGAUAUAUAUAUAAGUCUUACCAAAUACAAAACUAUUAUAAUACAAUUAAACUACUGGCCUGAAAAAAAAGCAUGCAGUACAUUUUUAAAUAAAAUAAAAACAAAAAAAAAGUACCAUUAUUUUAGAGCGUAAUACAAUACCGAUAAUGCAAUUUUUACGCAUUACUGUGUUCUCACGUACUAUAACGCAAGAUGAUUCAGACUACGCCGUUCGGAGUUGGAUUUUAUCUCGCGACAAUCGCCCAUCUCUUGGACAUGGAAAAACGUUGCGUUUGAAAUGAUCAUAUUAGCCGAGAGAGAAUGAAGACAACGGGACUGUUCUAAAACUCGGUAGCACGAUAAUUCUAGAAAUAUUCCCUUCAAACAUCUCCGAGAAACACUUCGUAUUUGUUCGUAUCGCAGAACUUUAACUCGAAGUAGCAAUCACUUUUUUCAAGUUUAACCGAAGUUGGGUUUGACAAAUGUAAUAAUAUCCGGCUGUUCAAGUUUGACACCAAGCUCGUUUGCCAAACCGCGUCGUAUUUUCUCAUUCGUCACGCGGCCACGCGUUUGGCAACGCGUUUAGAGAAUAACGGACGACACGCGCAUUUCAUCAAUAAACCGGGAAUGUAAAAGGCACGCGCGAUCUGUGAUUGCAUAUAAAUGCCGCGUGCAGUAUCGAGAGAGCAUUUGUUUCUUAGUUUAUAUAUAAACACACACGCUAUAUAAACGUGUACAUAUACGUGUAUACACGUAUAUUUAACGCGUAUUGCAAAUCAGAGACUUCGGAUUGACUUCUUUACCUCCUCGGAAAUUUGUGUAUUUUGCGAUCGAUCGAUCGGUUUUAUUCGAUUUUACACUCUUCCCCGACGUCUUCGACUUGCAGCGCUCGAACGUAUCUAUUACAUGUACAAUCGGGGGCGCAUACGUUCUUCAUCUAUGUACGAGGUUGCAUCAAAAUAAUGCUCUUUAUUGUCUAAAGUACUGUUGAUGCAACUUCAUGCGGCACAUGUCCGUGUAUACGCCCUCGAGUGUACAAGAUGUCGGGAAACUUUUAACACGAUCAAUGGGUGAAGAUAGAUUGGAUCAACCUGACCCAAUAAAAGUCACUUAUUUUGCAAAAUUCGCGAUAUUGAAUCAUUAAUUAAGUAAUUUGGGCCAGUGAUCGCGUAGUGGUUCAAAAUCUGGGCGUGUGUAAUUUUCACAGUUGUAAGGAAAACUACUUUCUCUCUAAAUGUCCUAACAACCAGAGGGAGAGCAAACGAGCGAAUGUCAUGUGUGACACAGACUUCUUGCGAUCACAGCUAAUUGUUGCAAAUAAAAAUCACACACCCCGAAAUAGAGCCACUUUUCACACGCUCGUUGGCUCGCAUUACUUAAUUAAUAGCUCAAUAAAUAUUCAGCGAAUUUAACAAAAAUGACUUUUCCGAUUCAGAUUAACGCAAUUUAUCUUCACGCUUCGACUGUGUCACAAUUUCUCAGACACUCUGUAUAACACGCUAACAUCUCCGCAUCUCGUCUCUCACCGAUUGUAUAUCUUAUAACGAUUAAAUAUUUUAUAGUCGAUACGGAGUCCGACGAAUUUCGGUCGAACAAGCUCAAACACGAUUCAGGAAGUAAUAGAAGAACUCGCGACCUUAGGGUACACACACUAGCGGUAUGCUUAGACAAAAUAAGAGCUCUCAUCUCACAUUGGACGUCACGUCAGUCAUCAGUCAUCGCGCGCGCGAUGAAUCACAUCGUGAAUGCCGCUCUCUUCCCCAUUGCAUUGAGGCGCGUUUCAGCGUCGGAAUGUACGUGGCCAUUACACGCAUCAUUCGUUCACGAAACGCGAAGAGAUUGUCCCCAACGAUUGAACCGUCGUUGAAAUUUAUAUCAUAACGGAAGAUGAAGAAGUGUAUGUUAGGGAAAAAUAUUAUUAUAUCGACAACAGACUCUCGCGCAGAUUGAGUUGUUAAACAUUUAUAUAUAUAAAAUAUAUAUAUAUAUACAUACUUAUGGAGUCUCACACGCGAUACUGCAUAAGCUAGAUAAAUGUGUGCAUUAUAAUCCGAUAGCUCUUGUGUAGUCUCUCACACGCUCAUCUCCACGUAAAAAAAAAAAAAAUAAAACAAAAAAACCGAUUCGAUACGCGUGCACGACGUGAGAGAAGCCACAUUUGUUUUUUGCCAAAAAAAAAAAAAAAAAGAAAAAAAGAGGUAGAGAGAAGAUUCAUCACACUACUAAAGCAUCUACUAGCGUUAUCACAGAGAAUAGUGUGCAAACAUCUACACAUAGCGUAUCUCUCUCAUGCGUCUUCGCGACAUGUAUCUGCGAUACUUGCGAAUGGGUUUUAAGUUCAAAAUGUUCAAAUCGCGCGUAAGGGAAUUCACGCAAUUCAUCAGAGCAUGAGCAAAAAAAAAAAGUAAUUUUACAUCUGAAUUUGAUGUGUUUUUUCACCGAAACACGUUCCGAUAGCCUAUUUUUAUAAAACAAAGCAAUAGUUGACGAGUAGCUUCUCGAGAUCUUUCUUGGCAUCGUUUCACGCUCAGAUCGCAAAAUCGAAAGAUGUACAUUAGAACGAGAAUUCAAACCGCUGCCACACUUACAUUACGUAGUAGCGAUUUAUCAGAAAAAAAAAAAAAAAAAAAUAAGUCAAAUAUAAAAUGCAAUAAUAAUAACAGAGAGAACGAGCGUGACAAUUUUAUAUUUUAGACAUAUAAUAUAGAGCAACACGUGUGUACAUAACAUUCUCGACGGCAGUGCGUUUCGCGUCUCUUUGGGUUCGUCUCAUAUCGUCUCAGUGUGUAAAAUCCAUUCUAUCAGGUGGCAGGGGUUUGAAAUGUAAUACAAACUUUUUUGGUAAUUUAUUACGGCGAAACUUUGCAUGUGCAAUUCAACGGAAUGGUGAACAAGGCAAACAAAAACAAAAUAAAACUAUAUCGUUGUAACUUUAUAUAUGUGCGACUUCGUAUACACAUCUAUGUAAAUAAAUAUUACAAGUUCUUGAGACUGACACGUCGUCGUUUACCUUCUCCUUCCGUCUUUUUUUUUUUUUUUUUUUUUGUCUCUCUUUCUCUCUUCCUCUCGGGAUGUGACAACAAACGCGCGUGAUUGUGUUUGUUAAUAAUUUAUUUGACGACAUGGUACCAAUACACAUUUCUCAAUAUUGACAAUCGUCACUAACAACGUGUAAAGUAGAGAUGUAUAUACCGCGUACAAAAGGCGCAAAAUGUUGAUAAAGUUAUUUCUCUUUUUGUUUUUCUCCUUGCGAUUUAACAAUAUCCCGCGCGCUGAUAAUUUCAUCGGGAUCAAAUUCGCAAUCAAAUCAGAUAUGUAGGAAAUUGGUUCUCCUUUUUUCUUUUUUUUAAUCGAGUGAUAUUGUAAAAAACGUGUAUACGUACGUAUGUACAUAUAAGCGAUAGCGUUAAUAGUGGAUUGUGUCGACCGCACACGUUUCAUGAUAUUUUUUCGCAACGUGUGCGCGUGUGUGUGUGUGCGCGCGCGCUACUAUUUACGCGUGUCAAUGUUGCUACACUGUGCACAGGCACGGUACAAAAGUAAUAUCCUCAGUAGUUUUAUUGAGAAAAUUUGCGGUUUUCACAAAACGAAACUACAAAAUCCUACUCCGUUACGACGUGAUAAAAAC
Messenger RNA from Pseudomyrmex gracilis, 6416 nucleotides. RefSeq names its product DDB1- and CUL4-associated factor 12 (gene DCAF12). Gene Ontology annotation, cellular component: Cul4-RING E3 ubiquitin ligase complex. The transcript is spliced from 6 exons. NCBI's taxonomy places the organism in Eukaryota, Metazoa, Arthropoda, Insecta, Hymenoptera, Formicidae. Gene Ontology annotation, molecular function: protein binding. The coding region runs from base 215 to 1594 and encodes 459 amino acids. The record is from RefSeq and is a predicted model, not a curated record.